AUGACCUUCCAGCAAAGCUUCAAAUCAGGAGAAUUCGUUGCUGGUGUGUGGGCACAAGAUCAGACUAUGAUUGCACCCGAUCUCGUCCUGAAAGCGACACACUUCGGCGUCGCUACGAGAGUCGGCCCUGACAGCCUCACGACAGCUGACACGGGCAUGUUUGCACUGGGUCCGCAAAGCAGUCUUGACAGACACACGCGCAGCGAACUGUUCAGCACCUGGAUGACUGCCGCCACCGAUGCAGGGGUGAUCCCGCAGAACAUUGUCACUAUCGAUCUCGGCGAGCCCUCGCUUACGUUUGGCAGGGUCGACCUUGAGAAUGCGAUCGGCGAACCGGUCUACCUGCCUUCGAUAAGUGCGGCGCACUGGAUCGUCAACAUGGGCUUUCCCCAGAUCGCACUGUUUGGACCGGUUUUGGUCGACACGGGCAUGGCAUAUCUGUCCUUCCCGGCGGCGGCCAUGCAAAUUCUGAUGGGGCAGAUACCCGGCUCCAAAAUCGACUUGACCUUUGAUCGCCUCUUGCUCAUACCGUCUGGCUUUGUACUGAAGCCGUUCAUGAUUGUGAUCGGCGCACGCGAAUUCGUUCUGUCUUCUGAGCAGCAAUACCUAAACCAACCAAAUUUGCCGGAGCCGCCGGGCUAUCGAUACUCGAUCUUCCAUCAGAUGACGAAUAUGCCAAGAGGUGUCGCCGCUGUCUUCGGUGGCAAAGUGCACAAGCACUUCAUUGUUAUUCUCGAUGACCACAAAGAGCAAGAACGCCUUCGACCUAUCGAGGAUGAGGUCAGCAUAACGGCGGUUGACCUGCGUAGUACGACGUUGCAGCUGAGCUGCGGCAGCGAUGACAAUCUAAUACCAACGCAGAAACCGUGGCCACGAAGCGACAUGAACGUCGCUUUGUUUCUUGCCUUCGUUGCGGUCAGCGUUCGUGCGCAUAGGGUCGACUUGCGCGCCGUCGAGCGCUUCCAAGGAAGCCCUGUAAUCGGAGAUUCGCAUGCGACUGCGCUGGUAUAUGAGGACUUUCACUACGAGAUCGAUGUCGGAGUGGGUAAGAUCGACGAUCACUGGUAUACUCUGGUAGUCGACAGCGGCAGCUACAUCACAUUCUUCGGCACGAACCCCAAGCAGCCCUACAUCGGCAGUGCAUCGCAGGUCAAGACAACGACGGGCUGGAGACAGAACUUCAUAUCGGGACACGCUUACGGCGGUUUGUGGGUCCGCGAUCAGACGAUGAUCGCGCCCGAUUUCGUCGUUGGCAGCACUGACUUUGGCGUCGUUACCAAAGUUGCCCAGAAGGACUUGACUGUCACGGAUACUGGCGUCUUCGCACUGGGUCCACAAGCUGGCCUAGAAAUGCAGGUCGGUAGCGACAGAUUCAGCACAUGGAUGACUGCUGCGACCGACGCAGGCGCCGUUGCGCAGAACGUCGUCACCGUCGACCUCGGCAGACCGUCGCUCACUUUUGGCUAUGCCGAUCUCGAGAAUGCGGUCGGCGUUCCCGUGUACGUGCCUUGUCUCGAGGAGGAAAGCUGGCUCGUUCAGGCCAGUAUUCCGGAAUUUGCGUUUAGCGGGCCCGUGUCGAUCGACAUAGGAGCACCGAUGUUUGCUCUUGAGCCGGCUGACAUGCAAAAGAUGAUCAAGCGCAUACCCGGCUCGCGCCUUCAACAGGAGUCGAACAUGCUCAUAGUCCCGUCGAAGCCACUGCCGAAGGAUUUGACGAUCAAGAUUGGCGCGUUCACGUACGUGUUGUCUGGUCAGAAACAGCUUCUGGGCGACGGCACUGGUCGAACAGCAGACGGCUCGGUAUUCUCGAUCUUUCAACAGAUAGAAGGCAUUGAAUCUGUGUCGGGAGCCAAGGCUAUCUUAGGCGCGAAAGUUCUCCAGCACCUCGUCGCAGCGGUACUUCUGACGCUGGUGGCUGGGGUCUAUGCUCGAAAGGUUAGCUUGCGUGCUGUCGAGAACUUCCACGGAAGCCCAGUGACCGGAGAUUCGCGCGCGACGAGCAUGGUUUACGAGGAUUUCCACUACGAGCUCGAUGUCGGAGUGGGCAGAAUCGAUGACCACUGGUAUACUUUGUUCGUCGAUAGCGGGAGCUAUAUCACCUUUAUUGGCACCAAUCCCAAACAGCCGUACAUCGGCAGUGCUUCGCAGUUCAAGACGACCGCAGCAUGGCAGCAGACGUUCGUAUCGGGUCAGAGCUACGCUGGCGUGUGGGCUCGAGACCAAACCAUGAUCGCGCCCGACUUUGUUCUGGGUAACACUGACUUCGGCAUCGUCACCAAGGUAGCACAAAAGGAUCUGACUGUGACCGACACUGGCGUCUUCGCACUGGGCCCACAAGCUGGCUUGGAAGUGCAGGUUGGUAGCAGUAGAUUCAGCACAUGGAUGACUGCUGCGACGGAUGCAGGCGUCGUUCCGCAGAACAUUGUUACUGUCGAUCUCGGCGAUCCAUCGCUGACUUUUGGCUAUGUCGAUCUGGAUCACGCCGUCGGCAGUCCGGUAUACGUGCCUUGCCUACUGUCAGAACUUUGGCUCGUGAAGAUCAGUAUACCGCAAAUCGCGUUUACUGGGCCUAUGCUGGUCGACACGGGCACGCCCUUUGUCAAUCUCACGCCAGAUGACAUGCAGAAGUUGAUGAAACGCAUACCGGGCUCGAAGCUUUAUGCGGGCACCAACCUGCUGCUUGUCCCAACUAGCCCUUUGCCAAAAGAUCUGACAAUUCAGUUUGGUGCCUUCAGCUUCGUCUUGACAGGCAAGAAGCAGAUCCUCGGUGAGGGAACAGGACGAGACCGAGACGGCAGAGUACUGUCCAUCUUUAAACAGAUGCCCGGUGUAUCGGGGGGCGCCAGCAUCAUCUUUGGCGCAAAGAUCCUCCAACAUCUCGUCGUAGUCCUUGAUGACGACAAUCACCGUAUUGGUUUCGCCGCUCGAAGAGAACAGGUGCUCUCGACAUGUGUCGUCUUGCCGACUUAUUCCGCUUCUUGGGGAGACAAUUCUAUCCUGGCUCUGCAAACCGCCGAGAUGAAGGCAGGAGUGCUCCUGGCGAUCGCAGCUGAUUGCUAUGCUCACAGAAUUAAUCUGCGCACUGUUGCACCAUUCAGCGAUAGCGAGGUGAUGAGAGAAUCGCACGCGACGAGCGUGGUCUACGACAGUGUCCACCAUGUCAUUGACGUCGGGCAGCCGUAUAUUGGCAGUGCGGCCCAGGUCAAGACCAAGGCAACGUGGAAACAAGCCUUCCUAUCGGGUGGAGUCUUCUCCGGGAAAUGGGCUCGAGAUCAAGUCGAUGGCUUGAGAAUCAGCACAGAAUCUGGGGUUGUCAAAAAGACCAGUACAGGCAGCGUGACGACCUGGCAUGCUGGCAUCUUCGCACUUGGUCCGCAAGCCGGACUGAAGGCUCAGAUAGGCAGCGACAGAUUCAGCACUUGGAUGAACCAGGCGACUAGUGCGGGUGUCGUUUCAAGCAACAUUGGCAAUCUGGAGUUCGCUUUGGAAGGCGAGAAGCAGCUCAUGGGUGCGGCGACGAAGCGAGAUUGGCACUGUCUUGUGUACACGACCUUUCAACAGAUUGAAGGUAUGCCGCAGGGCACUGGCGCGAUCAUGGGCUCAAAGGUGCUUCAACACCUUAUCAUCGUGCUCGACGACGACAAGCAUCGCAUCGGCUUCGCUGCUCGCAAGCUCGCCUCGACGCGGAGACUCGUCGCUAGUAUCGUCGUCACUCGAGUGCGCGUCCUGGCAACGCGUUGCCCUGCCAAAUCAUUCUAUCCAUCAUGGCAUUGCGAUUCUCCUUCCUGUCCGCAAGCUGACGAAAUGAGGACGGCCGUGCUGCUGACGCUUGUGGCUAGCGCCUCUGCUCGCAAGGUCAGUUUGCGCGCUGUCACAAACCCGCGAGAGAGUAACAUCGUCAUCAACUCGCGCGCGACGAGUUUGGUUUACGACGAUGUCCACUAUGUCAUGGAUAUCGGCGUGGGCAAAUACGACGUCCAUUGGUAUACGCUGCUUGUCGAUACCGGCAGCGAGCAGACGUUCUUCGGCACGAGUCCAAGACAGCCAUAUAUCGGCAGCGCUUCGCAAUCCAAGACAACCGCAACUUGGACACAAGCCUUUGUGUCGGGCGAUUACUAUUCUGGUCUUUGGGCACGAGACCAAGUCGACUUUGGCAUCGUGACAAAGAUUGCACCGGGCAGCGCGACGCUCUUGGAGACUGGCGUCUUUGCUUUAGCUCCUCAGGCUGGCCUGGAGCAGAAAGUAGGUAGCGACAGAUUCAGUACGUGGAUGACCGCCGCGGCUGACGCUGGCGUCGUGCCACAAAACAUCGUUACCAUCGAUCUCGGAGAGCCAUCGCUCACUUUUGGCCAUGUCGAUUUGGAGAACGCUGUCGGCACGCCGGUAUACUUGUCUUGCCUCGAGGCUGAGAGAUGGCUCGUCAAGAUCAGUAUGCCGGACAUCGAGUUCGAUGGGCCCAUGUUGAUCGAUACAGGCGCACCACUUUUCGUUCUGACGACAGCGGACAUGCAGAAGAUGAUACAGCGCAUACCAGGCUCAAAGAUCCUAGAGGGCAGCAGGAUUCUGCAGAUUCCGAGCGACCAUAUACCGAUGGACUUAACAUUUGAGAUUGGCAACCUCAAAUUUGUGCUGCCCGGCGAGAAGCAGCUCCUAGGCGCGCCGACGAGACGGGAUUUCCACGGACUUGUGUUCUCGAUCUUUCAGCAGAUUGACACCAUGCCGGAUGGCGCUGGCGCUAUCAUGGGCUCAAAGGUCCUUCAGCAUCUGAUCGCUCUACGGAUCACUCCGUCAAUUGCAUCGCUGCUUUGUCAAGCCGUGUCCAAGGCGUUGCCGCGCCGACGCCAUUCUGCUCUUGCAAGCCUGCUUAUUCUGCUAGCUUUGCAGACUGUUGAGAUGAAGGUCGGAAUACUCUCGACGCUGGCAGCUGCUUGCUAUGCUCGCAAAGUCAAUCUACGCACAGUAACGCCAUUCCGCGACAGCGAGGUCGCCGUAGAAUCGCGCGCAACCAGAAUGGUGUACGACGAUGUUCACUACGUCAUGGACAUCGGCGUAGGCCGAAAUGAUGAACACUUGUACACGCUGCUCGUCGAUAGCGGAAGCUACCUGACUUUUUUCGGAACAAAUCCCAAGCAGCCAUACAUUGGCAGUGCUUCGCAGAUCAGAUCAACGGCAACUUGGACUCAAGGCUUCCUGUCGGGCGAGGCGUUCUCCGGCUUUUGGGCUCGAGACCAAGUCGGUGCCUAG
Mixia osmundae IAM 14324 is the source of this 5244-nucleotide messenger RNA. RefSeq lists its product as uncharacterized. The record is from RefSeq and is a predicted model, not a curated record. Lineage: Eukaryota; Fungi; Basidiomycota; Mixiomycetes; Mixiales; Mixiaceae. Gene Ontology annotation, biological process: proteolysis. Gene Ontology annotation, molecular function: aspartic-type endopeptidase activity. Bases 1 to 5244 code for a protein of 1747 amino acids. The transcript has 18 exons.